This is a messenger RNA of Aspergillus ibericus CBS 121593, 2322 nucleotides long. RefSeq names its product putative cell cycle control protein (Cwf4) (gene clf1). Gene Ontology annotation, molecular function: protein binding. NCBI's taxonomy places the organism in Eukaryota, Fungi, Ascomycota, Eurotiomycetes, Eurotiales, Aspergillaceae. Gene Ontology annotation, cellular component: U2-type catalytic step 2 spliceosome; Prp19 complex; post-mRNA release spliceosomal complex. Bases 149 to 2170 code for a protein of 673 amino acids. Gene Ontology annotation, biological process: spliceosomal complex assembly; mRNA splicing, via spliceosome. The record is from RefSeq and is a predicted model, not a curated record. The transcript has 2 exons.
UCUCAACUGCGCCAACCUCGACUACCGUGACGGUAGCCAGCAACGCCAUUGGUUUGGUCUAUCCGAUCGUGUCUUCAUCGGACCCGACUUGCCCAUCCCACGCCAUCAGAUACCUCUGACCGGGUCGAUUUUAACCACACCAGCCACGAUGGAGUCGUCUCGCGGCCCUCCCCGGGUCAAGAACAAGGCCGCGGCGCCUGUCCAGAUCUCAGCGGAGCAGCUGCUUCGUGAGGCCGUGGACCGCCAGGAGCCCGCGUUGCAGGCCCCGACGCAACGCUUCGCCGACUUGGAAGAACUGCACGAAUACCAGGGUCGCAAGAGAAAAGAGUUCGAAGACUAUGUGCGCCGAAACCGGAUUAACAUGAACAACUGGAUGCGCUAUGCGGCAUGGGAACUGGAGCAGAAGGAAUUCCGUCGGGCGCGUUCGAUUUUUGAACGGGCGCUGGACGUCAGCCCGACCUCCGUGGUACUGUGGAUUCGCUACAUCGAGUCGGAGAUGCGGAAUCGCAACAUCAACCAUGCCCGGAACUUGCUCGACCGCGCCGUGACGAUCCUUCCCCGGGUGGAUAAGCUCUGGUACAAGUAUGUCUACAUGGAGGAGACUCUGGGCAACGUCCCCGGCACGCGACAGGUCUUUGAGCGGUGGAUGUCAUGGGAGCCGGAGGAGGGCGCUUGGAGUGCAUACAUCAAGCUGGAGAAGCGGUACAAUGAAUUCGAGCGGGCGCGGGCCAUCUUCCAGCGGCUCACAAUUGUUCACCCCGAACCCAGAAAUUGGAUCAAGUGGGCGAGAUUCGAAGAGGAGUAUGGCACGAGCGAUCUGGUGCGGGAAGUCUAUGGCAUGGCGAUUGAGACGCUGGGCGAGGACUUUAUGGACGAGAAGCUCUUUAUUGCGUAUGCGAAGUUCGAGGCGAAACUCAAGGAGUAUGAGCGUGCUCGGGCGAUCUACAAGUAUGCCCUGGAUCGACUCCCUCGUUCCAAGUCCAUGACGCUGCACAAGGCCUACACGACCUUUGAGAAACAAUUUGGCGAUCGGGAAGGCGUGGAGGACGUGAUCCUGUCGAAACGCAGGGUUCAGUAUGAGGAGCAACUGAGAGAGAACCUGCGGAACUACGACAUCUGGUUCGACUUUGCCCGGCUCGAGGAGACCUCGGGCGAUCCCGACCGGGUUCGCGACAUCUACGAGCGCGCCAUCGCGCAGAUACCACCCUCGCAGGAGAAGCGACACUGGAGACGGUACAUCUACCUCUGGAUAUUCUACGCCAUCUGGGAGGAACUGGAGGCCAAGGACGUCGAACGGGCCCGUCAGAUCUACAACGAGUGCCUGAAACUCAUUCCCCACAAGAAGUUCACUUUCGCCAAGAUCUGGCUCAUGAAGGCGCAGUUUGAAAUCCGACAGAUGAAUCUCCAAGCGGCCCGGAAGACGCUCGGCCAGGCCAUCGGCAUGUGCCCCAAGGAUAAGCUGUUCCGGGGAUACAUUGAUCUAGAACGCCAGCUGUUCGAGUUCGUACGGUGCCGGACGCUGUUCGAAAAGCAGAUUGAGUGGAAUCCGUCCAACAGCCAGUCGUGGAUCAAGUACGCCGAGUUGGAGCGCGGCCUGGAUGAUACCGACCGUGCGAGAGCCAUCUAUGAGCUUGGCAUCGACCAGGCGACUCUGGAUAUGCCCGAGUUGGUCUGGAAAUCAUACAUCGACUUUGAGGAGUACGAGGGCGAAUACGACCGAGUCCGACAGCUCUACGAGCGUCUUCUGGAGAAGACGGACCACGUCAAGGUCUGGAUCAACUACGCGCGGUUCGAGAUCAACGUGCCCGACGAGGAGGAAGAGGAAGAAGAGGAGGAAGAACGGCCGAUCAGCGAGGAUGCCAAACGACGUGCUCGCGCCGUGUUCGAGCGGGCCCACAAGGUGUUCAAGGACAAGGAUCUCAAGGAAGAGCGCGUGGAACUCCUCAACGCCUGGCGAUCAUUCGAGCACACGCACGGCUCGCCGGAGGACAUCGACAAGAUCGAAAAGCAGAUGCCGCGGCGGGUCAAGAAGCGACGCAAGUUGGACGACGACCGGUACGAGGAGUACAUGGACUAUGUAUUCCCGGCGGACGACCAGUCGGCGGCGAAUCUGUCGAAGCUGCUGCAAAGAGCACACCAAUGGAAGCAGCAGCAACAGGGUGGCGCAUAAGAUACUUAUAUUCCGUAGGGGUGACAUACAUAGUAGGGUUAUGGCAGAGAUACCUAAUAAUCCGUUGACUCCAACCCUACCUCGUAACACCGGUAAAGGGUUGAACAGAGUCGAUCCCUCCAAGCCAGUAUCCCAGAACAAAUCAAUCUACC